Phytophthora sojae is the source of this 276-nucleotide messenger RNA. RefSeq lists its product as hypothetical. The annotation marks the transcript as partial. Lineage: Eukaryota; Oomycota; Peronosporomycetes; Peronosporales; Peronosporaceae. The record is from RefSeq and is a predicted model, not a curated record. The transcript has a single exon.
GCUUUGUCGCGCGUGGUGAACGCUCGGACAGAAGAAGAUUUCAAUUCCGGGCUGCAUGAGCUAUACCUUCUUGCUCCCGUAGAUGCAGCUCACGUAUCGGAUGCAUGGCUGGAUAUCUGGAAAUACCGAAUUGUGCGAUGCUGGACGGAUAGAGCCAUGCACUUUGGCAUGCACGCUUCUUCGCGGGUGGAAGGCUACCAUGCCGCCAUGACAGAGUGGCUUGGUACGUCGACGGGGGACGUUCUAACUGUUCAUUCCAGGAUGGAGCACUGGUGG